AUGGACCUGUCACGUUCAGCACCCCGACUCUCACGCUGGCCAACGACUAGCCUCGUCCUGUCCGACGCCGACGGCCGCGUGCUCUGGACCACGCCCGGCGCGGGCAGAUCGUCCUCGCAGGGCGACGGCAACCUGCUCAUCCAGCUGCCGGACGGCACGGUGGUGUGGCAGAGCUUCGACCACCCGACGGACACGUUCCUGCCGAGGAUGGAGGUGCGGCUGAGCCACACGGGCAAGGCUGGCUGGCUCGUCCCCUGGAGGUCUCCACGCGACCCGGCGCCGGGGCGCUUCUCCUACGGCCUGGACCCCAGCACGUCGCUGCAGCUGCUCAUGUGGAACGGCACGCGCCCCUACUGGUGCAAUCCCGUCUGGACGGGGCACGCCGUCUCCAGCAGCUACAUCAGCGCCGGCACGGUCAACACGGCGGUCGUGGCCACCGAGGAGGAGAUCGCCAUCACCUUCACGCCCACGCGGUACGGUUUUGUGUCGAUGCCGAGCAUGACGGUGCCGGACAAGUUCAUGCUCGACGCAGGCAACCGGAGCGCGGAGGAGUGCGCGGCGAGGUGCGCAGCCAGCUGCUCGUGUGUGGCCUACGCAUACGCGGGUGAACUGGGCCGGUGCCUGGUGUGGGCAGGGGAGCUCGUGGACGCACAGAUGAUCGGCGCGCCCGGCGAGACGCUCUACCUCCGCGUGCCGGUUGCUGCUGCUUCCACAGGUAGAAAUGCAGUGAAGAUAGCAGUGCCGGUGUUGGCAGCUGCCCUGCUGCUCUCAUGCAUUUUCUUCGUAUGGUUUCGUAGAUUCAGAGGCAACUUCUCCAAGACAUUCAUGAUUGGCCGUGGAGGCUUUGGCAAUGUCUAUAAGGUUUCAGAAAAAUCUUAA
Messenger RNA from Aegilops tauschii subsp. strangulata, 879 nucleotides. Lineage: Eukaryota; Viridiplantae; Streptophyta; Magnoliopsida; Poales; Poaceae. The record is from RefSeq and is a predicted model, not a curated record.